Molecule: messenger RNA, 195 nt
Organism: Phytophthora sojae
Lineage: Eukaryota; Oomycota; Peronosporomycetes; Peronosporales; Peronosporaceae
Exons: 1
Source: RefSeq, a predicted model, not a curated record
CGGCGAAACUGCAAGAUCUGUUCUUUGAUGCGUACGGAUGGGAAGCGAGGCGGUACCACGACGUAUUACUGCGAGGCUUGCGUCGACCCUCAGCAAGUGUACCUGUGCAUGAAGCCGAAGAAGACCACCGACGGUGUCCUGAUGAGCUGCUGGGAGAUCUGGCACACCACAUACAAGAACGGCACCGCCAUUCCU